GGUUUGAGAGUGCGCCAGUGCGCUGCUGUGCGCAGGCGCAUAUUCUUUUACUAGUGUCCGCCAUAUUGUGUCAGUGAGGGGUAGAAUGUGUCAAAAGUCAGUCCCAUAAAGUUCCCGUGUUCAAAUUCGCGAUCAAGCUACAGACGCUGUCAUGUUCUUGAGGUGAUAAAAUGGCCUGCCUAAACAGUCUCAAGCAAGAUAUCCGGGCAUUGGAAGCAUCGUUCCCGAAGAACCACGAACGAUUCCAAGUGGUAGCUGCGUCAGUGGAUGAACUCACUUGCAGAUUUAUCGGCCGCAAUGGGAAGAAAAUUGAAAUACACGCCAACAUCACAGAGACGUACCCCUCAACACCACCAGUCUGGUUCUCCGAUACCGAGGACCCAAGCAUUACGAACAUUGUUGAGCUUCUUACAAACACCGCAGGCCGAGACAACCACCUUCUUCAACAGGUGAAGAUCUUAGUCACUGAACUGUGCAAAGUCCACAGCUUGCCUGAACCAGCUGAGUUGGAGACGAUAGAUUACUUCCAGCAAUCGGACGUUGGCAACUUACCCGACCUGCUACAGGCACCUCAACAGCACUCGGAGGAGGAAGAUGAGACAGAUGUUGAUGACGACAUGCAAAUGGAAAUAGACGAUGACACGGGGUCGUCGGAGAAAAGCAAGGAGGAUGACCUGAGUAUGGAGAACCAUGCAACACUAGAGCGGCUGCGACAGAACCAACGGCAGGACUACCUGCGCGGUUCAGUCUCAGGCUCGGUGCAGGCCACCGACAGGCUCAUGAAGGAGCUCCGAGAGGUGUACCGGUCGGAAAGCUACCGGCGAGGCGUCUUCUGUGUGGAGCUGGUGAAUGACAGCCUGUAUGAGUGGAAUGUGAUGCUUCGCAUUGUGGACUCUGAUUCGCCACUGCACAGUGACUUGACCUUAUUGAAGGAGAAGGAGGGCAAGGACCACAUCUUGCUCAACAUUCUUUUCAAAGAGAACUACCCCUUUGAGCCACCCUUCAUCCGUGUUGUCAACCCCAUGAUCUCGGGUGGAUACGUGCUAGGCGGUGGUGCCAUCUGUAUGGAGCUACUGACGCGGCAAGGCUGGAGCAGUGCCUAUACAGUCGAGGCAAUCAUCCUUCAGAUAGCUGCCACACUGGUCAAGGGCAAAGCCCGCAUCCAGUUCAGUGGCAACAAGGCACAGUACAGCCUGUCACGGGCCCAGGCAUCCUUUAAGUCACUGGUUCAGAUCCACGAGAAAAAUGGCUGGUUCACUCCUCCGAAGGAAGACGGAUGAGUGCAUUGGAGCUGCCGGAUGUACAUAAAGAAGUAAUGGCGUCUCCGUGGUCGCUGUUCCUUUCUUUUCCCCCCCUUGUCAGUCUCAUUAUUUGGAUGUGUAAAGAGGGUGAACAGAAGAGCCUGUCCACAACUGCUGGGUCGUUAAGAUAGUGCCCGCUUCGUACAGUCGUGACAGAAGCACACAUUGCGACCAAGACUGCCGCAAGCCCUCCUUUUGUUUUAAAUUGUUUUGUGUAGAGUUGAUGAAAGUUCCUGUUUGUUGCACACAUACAUACACGAGAGAGACACACACACACAGUUGCAUCACUCCCCUUCCUGUGCCCAUCCCAGGGACUGCUUUGUCACACGCCCCACACCACACAAUGGACUUCUUCCCCUGCCGAAUGUAAUGUUCUUUAUUCAUUGGUUUUCCUCUGCAGUUUUUUUUUUUUAGUGUGAUAAUAAAAUGAAAAAGAGAAGGGAGAACCAAA
This is a messenger RNA of Dermacentor albipictus, 1752 nucleotides long. Its product is annotated as ubiquitin-conjugating enzyme E2 Q2. The record is from RefSeq and is a predicted model, not a curated record. Lineage: Eukaryota; Metazoa; Arthropoda; Arachnida; Ixodida; Ixodidae.